Notothenia coriiceps (black rockcod) is the source of this 1953-nucleotide messenger RNA. RefSeq lists its product as uncharacterized. The coding region runs from base 262 to 1953 and encodes 563 amino acids. NCBI's taxonomy places the organism in Eukaryota, Metazoa, Chordata, Actinopteri, Perciformes, Nototheniidae. The record is from RefSeq and is a predicted model, not a curated record. The transcript is spliced from 10 exons.
UAGGAUAAAACUAUUUGAAGUUAUUCAUUCAAAACCAGAACUUCCUCACGCAAUUGGUGAAGUUUUGCUCAAGUCGAAUAAAAGGCAAAAGUGAACACGUUUGGGGAGGCAACACAUCAAGUUAAAGGUGCUCCAUCUAUUACAACUUUUUUCUUUUUAGCCUUCCUCCUCCUCCCAUCCUCUCCAUCUCCCUGCUUCUCCUCCUCCUCCUCCCAUUCUCUCUGUUCCUCUGUUUCUCUUCCCUCUGCUAAUAAAUUAUGUAUGCCAUCUCCAACUCACGGAGUGCUGCACUGCUGCACUAUCUCUUCUAAAUUGCUGCUCUCUCUCUCCCCCAUUUCACUCUUCGCCUCUCAAUCUCUCCCCUUGCCGCCCCCUCUCUUACUCACUCUUAAUCUGGCUCUACCAACUCUCUCACUCUCUCUAUAUAUGAACACACACCAUACACACAAACUCAACCCCCACCACCUACCCAACCAUACACCAUUCCUGUCGGUAGGACCAGCUCUUCUUUCCCAGAGUUCCUUGCAGCUCAACUCCACCCCGGAGGCUUCGCUCCAGUACUCUGCCAGCUACCAUAGCAACCAGACCCUCGCCCAUAGCGACAGCAUCUCCGCAGCAACUCCUCAGCGCAGCGGGCAUGUUGGAGGAGCCGUGCACAGCUACAACCAGGUGACAUCUAGUCGUGCAGCCCAGCAUCAACAAUCACAGAGCGGGGCAGGGUCAGGUAUCUAUUACUCCAGCUCCACCUUACCCACCCAGCGUGUCAGCUCCCCUCUGUCUGCAGGAGGAGGCUCCGGUUCCCCAGGUAAACUCCAACGCCUGGGAUCCUCCUCUGAAACCCCGGGGUACUCUACCACUCAACGCCUGCCCUCCUCCUCCUCCCCCAGCAAACCGUCUCCUGGUACUCGCCUGGCAAAGUCAUACAGCACUACAGUUGCUGUGACAACAGCGGGAGGGGGCGGGUCUCCCCAAAGGGUCGCAUCUCCACCCAACUCUACAUCUGGGGGAGGGGCCAGCUCAUCAUCGUCCCCUCUCCACCAGAUGAGUUCAGGCAUAGGGAGCUAUGCCACUUUGUCUCCCAAACGCCUGGCAGCUCACCACGCUUCUGACCAGUACAAGAUCAACCACGAGCUCUACGCUUCAGCGACUCUGCAGAGGCCUGGCAGUCUGGCAGUUUUCCUCUUCCUCCUCCAGGCUCUGGAGAAGAAGAGGAAGAAGCAGGAGUGCCUGCAGGAGGAGAUCAUGCGCAUCAACGCAGAGACCAUGCAGGCCAAGGAGAGGAGGCUGGAGGAGGAGAGACAGGCCGACAUGAGGGACAUGGAGUACUUGAAAAACAAAAUGGAGCGGGCUUCAGAGUAUGAAGCAGAGCAGAAACGCUUGAAGAAGGAGAAGGAGCUGGAGAUUGCCCGGCUGAGGGCCCGGCAGGAAAAGGCAAAAGACUACAAAGCAGAGCAGGAUGAGCUGCGUGCUCGGAGGAACCAGGAGUUUAAAGACAGAGACUGGAGGAGUAAGCAGAGGGAGCUCGCUGUGAAGAGGGCGCAGGAGGAGGAGAUGCUGAUGGCGGCGCGCACCGAGCAGGUUCGCUGCAAAGAGCACUUCCUGUCCAUCGAGGCCGGCCGCGAGAAGGCAGAGUUUGAGAGGGUGCUGAGCGUGCAGCAGCAAGCCAUCGUCAAACUGAAGGAGGAAGAGGAGAAGCGGCGUCAGAAAUUAAGCCGUCACUCAGAGGCCAUCAGGACCCAGGUGAAGGAGCAAGAGCUGUCGGCCGUCGCCAAGCGCAGAGAGCUCUUCAAGGAGAGCGAGCGGCUGAUGGAGGAAGACCGGCAGAGACGCGUCCGCCUCGAGGAGAUCAAGGAGAAGAAGCUGCAGGAGCUCAAGUCAGUACAGAGGCCCGAGUCUGCUUUCGGAGUUGUUGACGGGCAGUCGUUGAAGAUGGUGCAGGUCGUGUGCAUUUAA